UUGUGAUUCUGAGACUCCAGGCUCGGGGGCUCGGGGCUCCGGGAGGCAGCCGAUCAGGUCUGCUCAGGGCCCUGGAGCUGCCGAGGAUCCGACGCCCUUCCAACCUGCUGCGCCUCCCGCGGAGGCUCCCGGUGUUCCCGCGUCCCAGCCCCGGGCCGGGCGCUGAUGGAACCGCAGCGAUGUUCGCUCUGGCCAGGCUGCUGGAUUUCCAGAAAACCAAAUACGCGAGGUUUAUGAACGACCGAGUCCCGGCGCACAAGAGGUACCAGCCCACUGAAUACGAACACGCAGCCAACUGUGCCACCCAUGCUUUCUGGAUCAUUCCCAGCAUCCUUGGCAGCUCCAACCUCUACUUCCUGUCGGACGACGACUGGGAGAGCAUAUCCGCCUGGAUUUACGGCCUUGGCCUCUGUGGCCUCUUUGUGGUAUCCACCGUUUUCCACACAGUCUCUUGGAAGAAGAGCCAUCUCAGGUCGGUAGAACACUGCCUACACAUGAUCGACAGGAUGGCCAUCUACUUCUUCAUCGCGGCCUCCUAUGCGCCCUGGUUGAACCUUCGGGAGCUGGGCCCCUGGGCCUCCCACAUGCGCUGGCUGGUCUGGAUCAUGGCCUCCAUUGGUACUGUCUAUGUCUUUUUCUUCCAUGAACGGUACAAGCUCGUGGAGCUGCUGUGCUAUGUGGUCAUGGGCUUCUUCCCUGCACUGGUCAUCCUCUCCAUGCCCAACACUGAAGGCAUCUGGGAGCUGAUGACAGGAGGGGUUUUCUACUGCCUGGGCAUGGUGUUCUUCAAGAGUGACGGGAGGAUCCCCUUUGCCCAUGCCAUCUGGCAUCUCUUUGUGGCAUUCGGUGCUGGUACCCACUACUAUGCCAUAUGGAGGUACCUCUACCUGCCCAGCACUCUACAGACCAAGGUGUCCAAAUGAGGCAGCCCAGACGCUGUGGCUCAUUUGGACUUUGGGGUCAAAGCAUCAUGAGAAGUGAACUCUGAACCCAGAUCAUAGUGCCAAGGUCUGCCUGCCUUUUCCUGGAUGGAAUUCUUCGUGGGUCUGAGGUCCCUUUCAGUGACAGCCAGACUACCUUUUGAUUCUCCAGCAAGGAAGAAAACGUCUAGUCAUUUCCAUGGAGGAGAAAUUAAUUCAGUACUGUGUUUCUACUUUAGACAUUUUUUUUUUUACUAUAACCAAUAUUAACAAAAAAGGGCAAUAGGGAAUUACCAUCCAAGAGGUAAUUUUUAAGGUCUUGAAGGCCUCCCUUUUUUGCUGCAGGGGGAAGUCACCUAGCAUUAUAGAUGACAGAUGGGGAAUAUCCCUGACCAUGGCAGACAUCACCAAUCAAUUGCAGCAUGUGCAUAGUGGUAGAAUUCAACAUAGUAUCCCAUGCAGACAUUAUUAAUUGAUUCUGUGCUCAUGAUGGAACCUCUUGGCUGGCCUGGUGUGUUAGGAGACAGGAUCACAGUAGAGCCAUUAGACGUUGCUGUAUAGAGGCGCAUGCUUAUCUCUGGACGCCAUUGCCUUCUAGUCCCUCCUGUCCACCUUUGAGGAAGUUCUUGGAGUGCACUGUUCAGAGGCAGUGCAAGGAGACCAAGUCACACAUUCCCAGCAGCCCCUGAUGCUCUGCUCCACCAUGGCUGGUUCUUGGUUCUAGAGGAGCUGAGAUCUGGGAUGAGGAUGCUGCUACUUGGCCAUUUCUUCACCUCUCAUAGAAUCCAGAGAAAUGAUGAAGCUGUGUUCAGCAGAGGUUUUUUUUUUGUUUGUUUGUUUUGUUUUUUUUUUUUUGUUUUGUUUUUUUUUUUGUUUUUCUUGGUGCCAUGAGAUGGCUCUCAGAAGCCCUGUUGAUGGGCCAGGGGCAGAUCCUUCAUCUGUCAGAACCGGUAGAAUGUCUACAUCCCAAAGUGAUUGUGAGCUAAGAAGAUGGCCACCAAGGGCCUGUCCUCAGCCAGUUCUACUCCUGGGCUAGCCUCGUCAGAAGACGUCCCUGGACACGGGCCGAGUGCAGGAGCCACAGGCUUGGCUCCUGACCUGAACCGACACCUCAGGCUCUCUGGAAGAGUCUGCUGGAAAUCCAGGGUCUUACUCAACAACUGCCGGACAGAUGGGUGUGGGCGGGGGUGGCCAGGACAGGUGCCUUAUACUUUGCUCUAGCACAUUCCAAGGCAUUUCAGGGCUCCAGCACCUGGAAUCCCGUAUGUCAAAGCCAGUAUUAAAUCAAGUUUAUGCAUUC
Psammomys obesus (fat sand rat) is the source of this 2220-nucleotide messenger RNA. It is a transcript of the gene Mmd2, whose product is annotated as monocyte to macrophage differentiation associated 2. Bases 180 to 923 code for a protein of 247 amino acids. The record is from RefSeq and is a predicted model, not a curated record. Gene Ontology annotation, molecular function: pore-forming activity. Gene Ontology annotation, cellular component: membrane. Lineage: Eukaryota; Metazoa; Chordata; Mammalia; Rodentia; Muridae. The transcript is spliced from 7 exons.